AUGGCGCCGAAGUUAACAAAGAGAACUUCAGCGGGCCCGGGAAACAAGCGAGGUACGCGGGCUCGCACCGCGGCGGCGAAGGUUCAGGAGGAGGUUGAGGUUACGGAGGCAGUGACGGUUGAGGAAAAAACGUUGCCGGUAGCUGUGGAGGAGAAUGAGAGGGACCCCGCGGUAAGCAUGGGUGAUAAAGGAACGAAGCUGGCUGUAGCUAUCGAGGACAAAGAGACGGAGCCUGAGGAUAAGGCUGAGACAAAAAACGCGACGGAAGAAAUUGAAGAUGAUUAUGCCAAGAAGGACAUUUAUGCUAAUGUAUCCAUUGAUGAUUAUGAGAGAGAUGAGCAUUUGGACUUGGAGGAUAAUGACCCUGAGUACGAACCCGAAGAAUAUGGAAGUGUAGAUUACGAUGAUAAGGAAAUUGAGCAAGAUCCUCAAGAAGACAGAGGUGACGCAGAGGAAGAUCCUGAGGAGGUGGAUGUUGGUGAUGACGAGGGUGAUUUGGUUGAGGAGGAAGUGGAAGUUGUCCCUGAAGAACUUGAACCGGAGGAAGAAGAUGAGCAUGCAGGUGAGUAUCAUGCUGAGACGUAUGAUGCUGCUGAGCGUGAAGAACAUCAUGAAGUUGUCAAGGAGAGACGAAAAAGAAAGGAGUUUGAAAUUUUUGUUGGGGGAUUGGACAAGGAUGCUACUGAGAGUGAUCUUAGGGAAGUUUUCAGUGAAGUUGGUGAAGUUACUGAAGUUAGACUUAUGAUGAAUACUCAGACAAAGAAGAACAAGGGUUUUGCUUUCUUGCGUUUUGCAACUGUGGAGCAAGCGAAACGAGCUUGUGCUCAGCUGAGGAAUCCAGUGAUUAAUGGCAAGCAGUGUGGUGUUUCCCAAAGCCAGGACAGUGAUACUCUAUUUGUGGGUAACAUAUGCAAGACAUGGACAAAAGAAGCUUUGAAAGAAAAGCUAAAGCAUUAUGGUGUUGAGGGUCUUGAGGAUUUGACAUUGGUUGAAGACAGUAACAACGUGGGGUCAAAUAGAGGCUUUGCCUUUCUGGAGUUCUCAUCCCGGUCUGAUGCCAUGGACGCUUUCAAGCGUCUACAGAGAAGGGAUGUAAUGUUUGGAAUAGAUAGGCCUGCAAAAGUUUCUUUUGCUGACUCCUUCAUUGACCCUGGUGAUGAAAUAAUGGCUCAGGUUAAGACUGUUUUUAUCGAUGGUAUAUCUGCCUCAUGGGAUGAGGAACAUGUGAAGGAUCUUCUCAAGAAGUAUGGGGAGAUUGAGAAAAUUGAGCUUGCCCGUAAUAUGCCAUCAGCCAGGAGAAAGGAUUUUGGAUUUGUUACAUUUGGCACCCAUGAUGCAGCUGUUAUUUGUGCAAAAAGCAUCAACAAUGAGGAGCUGGGUGGAGGAGAUAACAAGGCUAAAGUUAGGGCCAGAUUGUCAAGACCCCUUCAGAGAGGCAAGGGGAAACAUGUUGCUCGAGGUGACUCGCGGCCUGGGCGUGGGUCGGUAAGAGGUGUUAGGAGCCCUUGGAGUGGUUCAAUUCACCGUAGUGUUUCAUUGCGCGGGUCUAGAGGAAAUGGACCACGUAUUCCUCCUGUAGCAGAUCGUAGGCACGGACGACCUGCUGACAUUAGGGAUAGAAGACCAGUCCCAGCUCCUCCUUCCAGAAGCAGGCCUGCUGCUCCCUUACCAAGGUCCUAUGAUAGGAGGCUGCCACCUGUUCCUUCGUACUCCAAGAGCGGUUUGAAGAGGGACUAUGGCCACCGGGAGGACCUUCAUCCUAGAAGCAGAGCCGCUGUAGACUACAGCUCUCGGGAAGUUUCAGCUAGGCGUCUGCAAUAUAGAGAUGAUUAUCCUCCUCGUCCAUCUGCUUACCCUGAUUAUCCUAGAGGUGAUGCAUCAAGAUCUGCAGCCAGACGACCUUAUAUUGAUGAUGGCUACAGUCAAAGGUAUGAAAGGGCACCAAGUUACAGGGAUGCACGUGAUCGUGAAUACGAUUCUAUGGCUGGUUCUAAACGCCCAUAUGCUGCCUUGGAUGAUGCUCCCCCACGCUAUUUGGAAACUGGGAUGCGUCACUCUCGUCCACGUGUAGAUUAUGAUUCUGGCAGCGGAGUUUCUCACUAUGGUGAUCCUUACAGUGAUAGGUUUGAGAGGUCAAACAUUGGGUAUGGUGGAAGUCGAGGCUCUUUGCCAAGUCAAGAGUCCCAUGGGUUUUACAGUGGUCGUCAAGAAAUGGGUUACGAUGGAGGCCCUUAUGGUGGUAGUGACUUUGGUGGGAUGUACUCAUCAAACUCUGGUGGUGGUUAUAUGUCUCGUGGGAGUAAUGUUGACACUAGCUCCUAUUCUUCACUUUAUUCUGGGCGAGGUUUAGGUGGACAUAGUUAUAUGGGAAGCAGUGGUUCCAGGCUGCUGAAGGAGAGUAAUAUGUUGUACUUAUGGCUUUUGGUUUACAUGACCACCAUCUUAAACAGUAGUUUAUGCCUCUUUUGA
This is a messenger RNA of Striga hermonthica, 2469 nucleotides long. The record is from the annotation of a GenBank genome assembly. NCBI's taxonomy places the organism in Eukaryota, Viridiplantae, Streptophyta, Magnoliopsida, Lamiales, Orobanchaceae.